Oncorhynchus gorbuscha (pink salmon) is the source of this 6164-nucleotide messenger RNA. RefSeq names its product ADAMTS-like protein 4. NCBI's taxonomy places the organism in Eukaryota, Metazoa, Chordata, Actinopteri, Salmoniformes, Salmonidae. Gene Ontology annotation, biological process: extracellular matrix organization. The transcript has 17 exons. The record is from RefSeq and is a predicted model, not a curated record. The coding region runs from base 412 to 4209 and encodes 1265 amino acids. Gene Ontology annotation, cellular component: extracellular matrix. Gene Ontology annotation, molecular function: metalloendopeptidase activity.
GUUUGGUGUGUGCGUAUGUGAUAUGGAAGGGAGAGAGAGAGUUGUGUAAUCUGUCCAUUUUGUAUCGCUCCUUUUCUCCCCUUCAGGCCCCCCGGCUGCCAGACGUCACACCAGUUUAAAACAAGGACAAAAAAAGUUGUCGGGUGAACGAGAAAAAAACUGAAACCCUUCCCUGAUCCGAAUCCAGGGAGGAGUGAGUGAGUGUGACAGCACGAGGGGGACCGAGAGAGAGAGAGAGCGAGCACGCGAAGGAACCUUCUCUCACAGCCACACAGAAUACACAGCGGUUGUUCUGACUAUCACCGAAAGGAACGGAUAAUAACUCACCCCGGGAAUCAACAAAAACACAUAUACGGUGGUCAGAAAGUCGUUACCGGAGGGGAAAUACUUCAGGGCGAGGCCACCGAGAGAAUGCGUCUCAGGUUUCUGUACAGGGUUUAUGUGCUGUGGGGUUUUGUGGCAGUCACAUCCUCUCUGACCAAGGCUGAGAAGAAGAAGGCGACGGGCAGAAGAUCUCGGCAGGUGGACAAUAGUCCGGAGGGGGUGUGGUCUGCCUGGGAGGAGUGGUCAGGAUGUUCUCAGAGUUGUGGAGUGGGCGUGUCACAGAGAACCAGAAAGUGUGAAGCCCCUCCCCGUCCCCUAACCCCACCCCUCUCCCACUCUCCUCCAAUCUGGGGGGGUUCAUCGUUCCUCCCAGGGCGGGCAGGGGGUCCCAACCAUGGCUCUGUCAUCUCCGCCAUCCACCCCUUCUACCCCCCUCAUUACUCUAGCAACCAGCCAUCCCAGUACGGGGGAGGAGGUGGGGGAGGGACAGAGAGACAGCCAGACCCCUUCUAUCCCCCCUCACUCCCAUCAUCCAAUCAGAACCCAGGACUGUCUCUCUAUCGGGACACUCCUAUAGGAGGAGGGGCAGGAGCUGUGCCAGCGCAGUCCUCCAAUCCCACGUCUCCCCUCUAUCGCCCGGAAUUCUCAUCACCCAAUCAGGAGCCAGGUUCUGUUUAUCGCUCCCCCUCAUUUCCUGCCCCCCCAUCCAGCUACAGCCAACCAGCACAGGCCGCCCGCCGGCCAACCAAUCCUGGAACAGGGAGGGUGGGAGGAAGUGGCAGCAGAAGGUCAGUGUUGCCCAAUAGGGGGGCUCUGCCUGCUAGUAGGUCCUCUUCUAUCCGUCCGGGUCAGUUUGGUUACGGCAGGGUUCCCUUCUCUCUGCCAUUACACCGGCAAAACCGGCAGGCCCGCCACACUGAGCACAGCAAUGCUACCAUAGCCACCCUGGUACUAGAGACCGAGGGGCAGGAGGGAACUGUUAACAUUGACCAAAUGGACAGAUCUGGAGAAGGAGAAGAGAAGAGGAGGGGAGAGAAGGAGAGAGAGGGAAGCAAGAACCACAAAGGGAAUAGGGGAGAGAGGGAGCAUGAGAGGAGAGAGGAGGAAAGGAAGAGAGAGAGGGAGCAUGAGAGGAGAGAGGAGGAAAGGAAGAGAGAGAGGGAGCAUGAGAGGAGAGAGGAGGAAAGGAAGACAGAGGGGGAGAGUACGGAGUCACCUGUCGCUAAGGCAUUAAUAAUGACAACCAUAGCUAAACCAGAAAGGAAUGGACAGAGGGACACGGACACUCACAGACAGAGACAAGCUGCUGCGGAGCGAGGGAGGGAGCGAGGGAGAGAAAGAGAGAGAGUGCCCUCGACACUCCCUCACUCACACAGGCUCUCUCCCUUCCAGCCCAACCACGACAGAGUCAUUGAUAGACGCGCCCCUCCUCCCCUCCCCCCUCUGCCUCACCCCUACUCCCCUUCUCUCUCUCACCCCUACUCCCCCCCUCGACACCACUCCUCUCCCCAGCACAGAGAGAGAGAGUCCCCCUAUGGGUUCAACCCUCAGCUCCAAUCCCCUCACCCUGGACCCCCCCAACCCAACAUCUACCCCCUGCAACAUCAGCAGCAUUCCCACCCCCUGGCCGAGGGGGAGACAGGGGGACAGAGAUUACCCCCCCAGAACUACAGGUGUUCAGGAGCAGAGAAUGAGUAUCGUCGGUGCUUCUCACAGGUAUGUGUAGGAGGUGCAGACUCCAGAGCAGAGCAGUGCGCUUCCUACAACAACCAGGAGUUUAUGGGCAGACUGUACGACUGGGAACCUUUCACUGAGGUUGGGGUGGAAAAGCAGUGUGAGCUGACGUGUAGGCCGGUUGGAUAUCGCUUCUACGUGAGUCAGGCAGACAGAGUGAGAGAUGGAACACCCUGCAUUAACACCAGCACCAAUGACGUGUGUGUGGCCGGGCGCUGCCUGACUGAGGGCUGUGAUGGGGUGUUGGGGUCUGGCUUGGUGAUUGACAGGUGUGGUCAGUGUGGGGGGCGGGACCUGUCCUGUCAGAAGCUGAGCGGGAGCUUCCAGAACACCAGUGUUCCCCUUGGUUACCACAGAAUUCUGGACAUCCCUCCAGGAGCUACUGCCAUCAACAUCACAGAGAGACACGCCAGCUCCAACUACCUGGCCCUACGUAGUGGUACAGGUGUAUCUGUAGUGAAUGGGCGCUGGGCGGUGGAUCCUCCAGGAGACUACGAGGCAGGGGGGACUACUUUCACCUACACCCGCCCCAGGGCUCUCUCUGAUGGGCAGGAGGACAGAGGAGAGACCCUUAGAGCUCCAGGACCCACCACCACACAACUGACACUAUAUAUCAUCUUCCAUAGGCAGAAUCCAGGGAUCGACUAUGAAUUCUACAUCCCAACAGAAAAGAAAGUGGAAGAGAGGGAGAGGCCGCGAGAGAGAGAAAGAGAAAGGCCUAGAGAGAGAGAAGUAGAGAGGGAACGACCGAGGGAUGGAGGGAGGGCACCCCUGAGAGACACUAGUUCUCUCAUUGUAACAGUGGAAGACCCUAUCCGUCCUCCCCCCAUCUCCUCUUCCUCCUCCUCCUCUUCUUCCUCAGACAGAUGGACAGCUGAGAGCUCCCGCCCCCGAGGCUCAGUACCCAAUCGGAAUGCUCGAAUCCCACCUCGUACCGACCUGCCCCUCGACACCCAGUCACCCUUCGUAUGGAGGAGGGGCGGGCUCACUGAGUGUACUGCUUCCUGUGGCAAAGGGUCCCAGUACAGGGCGAUCCUGUGUAUUAACCGCCAUACUGACGAGGAAGUCCCAGACAGGAAGUGUGACUCAGCAGUAAGACCCUCCCCUGAGGAGGAGCUCUGCAACACACACCCCUGCCCAGCAUUCUUCGAGGCCAGCUCAUGGUCAGAGUGCAGUGUGUCUUGUGGUAUGGGAGUACAGCAGAGACAGCUUCAGUGCAGACAGAGCUUUGGGAACCGUUCCACCAUGGUUCAACCACAACGCUGCUCCAACCUAACCCCACCUGACCUCACCCAGUCCUGCCAGCUACGACUCUGCUCACACUGGGAGAUAGGCACCGACUGGAGCUCUUGCUCAGUGGACUGUGGCAUUGGGAAGAGAACUCGUAAUGUCCGCUGUGUCAGUGACCAUGGCAGCGUGGUGAAUGACAAGGAGUGUAACACCAGACUCCGCCCACAAGGAAGUGAGGACUGUCACAUGGGGCCCUGUGUAACCAACUGGUACUUCACUGGCUGGUCCAACACUUGUUCAGCCCCGUGUGGUCCAGGUGUUCAGAGGAGAGAGGUGUUGUGUCUGACCCGUGGAGGGAGAGAGGGAGGAGAGUGUUUGGGGGACAAACCGGCGGACAUGAAGGCGUGUAACGGGGGUCCGUGUGCUCCCACCUACAUGUGGUACAGUAGCCCCUGGGGUCAGUGUAGUGCUCCAUGUGGGAAUGGAACGCAGCGAAGGGACAUCAUCUGUGUGGAGAAGAUGGGGACAGAUUUCAAAGUGGCACCGAUCAGCCAGUGUGCCCAGCUGGAAAAGCCUCCCUCGGUGCAGACGUGUGCGAUGGAAGCAUGUCAGCCUCAGUGGUUUACUACGGAGUGGAGCGCGUGCUCUCGUUCCUGUGGUAAGGGGCUACAGAUCAGAGAAGUACGGUGUCUCACACCUGACAAACAGCACAGCCCAGAAUGCUCCCCUACAGACAAACCUGACCAGGAGCAGCUCUGCAAUACCAUACCCUGCAGUCCACAGGUCGCAGAUGAGAACUGCAGGGACCUGCGUCAUAACUGUGUGAUGGUGGUUCAGGCCAGACUGUGUGUCUACUCCUACUACAAGACUGCCUGCUGCGCCUCAUGUACCCAGAGUGCUCAGCGGGCCAAGAGGCACUGACCAGCCAAUAACAGGCUUCGAGCCGAGAUCAGCCAGGGGUCAGGGUUUAAGGGGUUAGAAGUCAAAGCGCAGGUUACCAUAGAAAUGAUCAGACCAUAGAAAUGGAGUUGAUAUAUUACCACAUAAAGUGGGGAUUGAAUUGUGUUCUGGGCCAGAUGUACAGCCGUUAUAGAAGGGAUAUUUUGGAAUGUGAGUUAAUUUGUUACUUACUACAUUUCUUACAUUUGAUGGGUUAUCUGCAUAUGCAAAAAAAUGUGCCAAUGACAUUGUACAGAGCUCCAUAAUAUGGAACAUAUCUGAUUUCUAUGUCCACUCUUUCUGUUUCUAUGGCUGAGAGAUGCUGUGGAUGAUGUAUGUACACCCAGGACCUGGGUCCAGAGCUCUGUCCCAGUAGCCAAACUUGCAUACUACUUAGUGUGAGGUGAAGUAUUGUCCAUGCAUACUAUGUAGUAUGCUAGUAUGGAUAGAUGGGACCCAGAAGGUAUAACCCAACAGCAGUGUAAGUCUAUGAUGUAUGUUUUCUAUGUUUGUGUUCUAUAUGCCAAAAAACGAUUUGAAAUGUCUCCUCAGUGUUUAUACAGCAUCAUCAACAGAAAAUAUACCACUACCUGAGACAUUUGUAUCAUCUGACCCAUCAAUACGUUCAAGAAUGGUAGGUAUUGAAAUAACAUUGUAUUCAUUUAUGCAUUCAUUUUCAGAAAUGCAUUUGCCACAAUAUGCAAAGCUGUGUCUAAGAGUUCAAUUCAGCUGUUUUUAUCUCCAUAUCAAAUCCUUUCUGGGUAACAAUGAAGUACCCUACUGUGACUGUUUUCAAUUCAAAUGGUCAAAAAGAAACUAAAUAACUUCUUAGCAAAGAGCAAUUUCUCAAGCAAGAAUUUUGCUAGGAAACUGAAAACUACUGUAGCUGUUAUUGGCAGAGAGGUUUGAAACUAUUUCUCUUUUUAGUCGCUUAACUAACUGGUGAUGUCACCAUGCAGACCAAAACUUCAUCCCACCAAAACAGGGAGAAAUUUCAGGCGGUCUUUUCAAACAGCUCUUACACUAAAAUGGCAUUAUCAUAAUUUUCACAAUUUCACAGUAUUAUUCCAAACUCAUAGUGUGGAAGGAUAUAUAAAACACAGCAGAAUCACGUUUUUGAGUGCACUGGGCCUUUAACUUCCAAAGGAGCAAGUAACAUCUCCCUGACUAAUUUGUGUUUUUACUGAAAAUGUUUAAAAGGGUUCUGUCUUGGACUUAAACAAAGCUCUUUUUAACGGACAUUGCCCCUAUGCCUUGACAUAGUUGUAACAUGUUCUGUCUACAGCAUACAGACACACACACACACACUCCACGGGUGAACGAUGUGUAUAUUUGUCAGUCAAUAUUACAUUUGUAUGUCUAUAUUUCUGUGUGAACAUAUACUUAAUAUACAUAUACAUAAAUAUCUCCUAUAUUGUGGUAUGAUUAGAAUUUUAGGCGUACUGUACAUGUUAACUGUAUGCAUAUAUUCAUAUAAACUAUUCAUAUUUUUCAGUCAUCAUAUUAAGAAGAACAAAUUAUAUUUUGCUACCCUUAGAUGGUGUGUGUUGUGUGUGUGUUUGUCUUCCUGUCUCUGUGAAGUUGCCUAUUUGUGUUUAUUUGUGUGAGCACGCAGCCAUGGGUGUAUUGUUGUGUGAGUCUAUCUGUGAAUGUCAUUUUCAUGUUUUAUAUCGUUUUUAGUAGAAACAAAAAGUUUUAUAUUAAAAAGUCUGAAAAAAGGAUAGUAAUUUAUCUAUUAUAAAAAAUACAUGUAAUUUAUUAUUUUUCUUAAAUAGGAGCUGUAGCAAAUUCCCUCUGUUGCUACCGUGUCAGAGUUUAUGAUCAGAAGUUAUUGUGUAGAAGUAUAUGGAUUUUGUAUUAUUUUGAAAAAGGCAAAAGAGUGUGUGGAAAAUGCUAUCACAAACUUAAUCUGAAAUAAAAACUGAAACCAGAAAAUA